This is a messenger RNA of Cryptotermes secundus, 1679 nucleotides long. RefSeq names its product gastrula zinc finger protein XlCGF49.1-like. The annotation marks the transcript as partial. The transcript has 2 exons. Gene Ontology annotation, biological process: regulation of transcription by RNA polymerase II. Gene Ontology annotation, molecular function: DNA-binding transcription factor activity; RNA polymerase II cis-regulatory region sequence-specific DNA binding. The record is from RefSeq and is a predicted model, not a curated record. Lineage: Eukaryota; Metazoa; Arthropoda; Insecta; Blattodea; Kalotermitidae.
GUUUUCUUCGACCUUGAAAGACAUCGAAGAGUCUGCACAACAACCCCGCUUUACAGUAGAAGGAAUUGAGAAGCUCAAUUCACAACCCUCUGAGGAACUUUCUCAGAAUCAUACCUCAGUAGUAGUUGAUCCAGCUCUAAUAACUAUUAAGGGUUUGUUCCCCUGUAAUAUUUGUGAUAAAAGUUUCACACAUAAGAGUAAACUGAAGGAACAUGUAACAAGACAUGUUGGGGGAAGGCCACAUGUAUGUGAAGUGUGUGGAAAGAGAUUCAAGGAGCGUAGCAGUCUGAAGAAACAUGCUAUAUCACACACAGGACAGAAGGCAUAUGUGUGUGAAGUGUGUGGCAAAAGGUUCACAUUGCUUACCCAUCUGAAGACCCAUAAUUUGGUUCAUACAGGGCAGAAAUCACAUGUGUGUGAUAUCUGUGGCAAGAGAUUCAGUCAGCUAGGCAACUUCAGGAAACAUGCAUUACUUCAUACAGGAGAGAAACCCUUCAGUUGUAGUCUAUGUGGUAAAUGUUUUUCUGAGAAAAACACCUUGAAGAUCCAUAUAGCUGCUCAUGAGGGUCAGAAACCACAUGUGUGUAGCAUCUGUGGUAAAAGGUUUGCUCAGCGUGGAUAUCUUAAGACACACGUAAUUGUCCAUUCUGGACAGAAGGAAUAUUGUUGUGAUGUCUGUGGUUCCAGUUUUACUAGGAAACAUAAUCUGAAGAAACAUGCAGCUAAGCACCUUGUUCACUGACAACUUUUUGUGUGGGGUACACCUUGACUGGCUAAACCAGAUGCAUACCUGAGGAGCUGCACCACAAUUUUGAACUUUUGUGAAGUGUUAUUGUUCCAUGUGUGUGAAAUAUCCUUUCAAGUUCAGUACACAAAUAAUGGAAUGAUAGAGCUUACUCAUGUGACUGUGAAUAUGAGAUUUAUAUAUGAAUGUGUGUUGCAUUCAACUACAGAAACUUUAUGUUUACUAUGAAAUCCUAGGAGAAUACUAGGAUUUGUUAAUAGGAAAGUAAGAAAGUGUACUCUAAUCAUUGAACUUGUAUAGAUUUAUAAGCAGUUAAAUUUUAUGUUUGUAUAUUACCCUAAUUCUGUUUAGAAGAGCGAAUGAUCAGGAGCUGGGGUAGCAUAGUUGGUGUAGCGACUAGCUACGGUCUGGAUGACGAAGGGGUCAGAGUUUGAGUACUGGUAGAGUCAAGAAUUUUCUCUUCUCCACAUUGUCCUGACCGGCUCUGGGGUCUCCCCAAUCUCCUUUCCUCGGGGGGGUAAAGUGGCCAGGGUGUGAAGCUGUCCACACACCUCCAGCUAGUACCAGGGUCAAGAAAAUGUGGAUCUAUACAUUCACUCCCCCAUACACCCUCAGGGUGUCAUGAUUAAUUAGUUAAGCACAGGGAUAAGAUUUGCCUUUACCUAAUAGCAUAUGAUCUGUGGUAAGGAGUAUUGCUGAUACAGCUAGUUCUAUGAAUGGAUCACAUCUCACAUUUCAUAAGCACAUCUAGAAAUUAUCAUGAGGCUGUAUUGGGAUUUUCUUUCCACAUGACUUCCGUUUUAAGUUCAUUGUACAUUCUCAUCAUGGUUAUUACUAACAUGGAAAGGCAAUAUGACUUGGGUAAGGGAAUUUCAACAAAAAAUUAAUUAACCCUUUGGCGCGGUCAUUUAAAUUCCGCGGCCGCGUCUCGGGC